Molecule: messenger RNA, 1227 nt
Organism: Drosophila busckii
Lineage: Eukaryota; Metazoa; Arthropoda; Insecta; Diptera; Drosophilidae
Product: nuclear envelope integral membrane protein 1
Exons: 1
Coding region: 1-1227 (408 amino acids)
Cellular component (GO): nuclear envelope
Source: RefSeq, a predicted model, not a curated record
AUGAUUUCUAUGCUGACCGUGAUGUUGUUAACGUGGCAGCUUGUUGUUGGCAUUGAAAUGCAGACGGAUGUCGUUUAUCUGACGGAAGGCAACAACAAGGACAUAACUGGCAAUUCCUAUGGUAACAAUAUGCUGCGAAUCUUUUGCUACGUGAGCAAGGCAUCAACGCUACUGAGUCUCUUCGAAACCAACGAAUUCCGGCUUCUCAUAGAGAGCGAGGACUUUCAGCAGUACGACGGAUACAGCCCGGACCAAGUCAGGCGGCAUUACGGUGAGAAGCGUUCGCUAUUGAGUCUCAUGUUCUAUCUGCGCAAUCGCAAGGUGAUACAACUAUCGCCAUUCGAGACACGCUGCAUUGGCAUUGUAUCCAGGCAGCCCUACAAUGUCAGCUUGCAACAUAUGGCUUUCGAUCGAUGGCGUCUGCUGCAGCUCAGCUUGGGCCUGCUCAUCAUUUGGAACGCUGCUCAGCUGGCCAGAAAGAGCGCCUUCUACUAUCUGCUGUGCAUGUUGCUGGGCAUUUGUGCUGGCAUCGUGCUGUUGAGUUGGUACAUAAAGCGUCUGCUGCCGAAGCAUUCCUUGGUGAUUGGAGCACUGCUUGGCAGCUGGAGCUUAGGUCUGUAUAUACUCAGGCAGCUGGCCAACAACUAUAGCAUCAUAUUGCAGUCGUAUCGCAACUAUCUGCUCGGCUAUGUGCUGCUGACUGGAUCUAUAUCAUUACUGCUUUGCUAUCGCUUUGGCACGCCGAAACAUCCACGCACGCAGCAGAUCAUCGGCUGGCUGCUGCAGGCUCUGGGCUGCCUAAUUGUUUACCUGAGCAGCUGGCAUACUCAUGCCUGCAUCAUCAUUAUGGUGCUCAGCAUAUUGGCUUAUUACUUUACGGACAGUCUGUUAUGGUGGAGCAAACUUUUCUAUAGAUGCAAGUUUACCAGACCGCGCCGCCUGCUUACCAAGCGAGAGUGUUUUGAGCAGAUGGUGACUGAGACUUCGCAGGCGCUGGUCAAGCUACGCGAGCAUGUCAACAGUCCGGACUGCAAAGGGUGGCACUUGAUGACGACUUUGCGCAAUCCGAGUCGCUUUGCAGGCUUUGCCACUGGCGAUCCGCAUUUGUACGAUGAGGAAAUUGAAGACUAUUCACGUGCGAUAGAUCAAUGUGCGGCGGAGUGCGAUAAGGACGCGGAGUCCUAUAUGGAGUUCAACAUGCACUACAGGCCAGAGAAUCGCGACUAA